Momordica charantia (bitter melon) is the source of this 1945-nucleotide messenger RNA. NCBI's taxonomy places the organism in Eukaryota, Viridiplantae, Streptophyta, Magnoliopsida, Cucurbitales, Cucurbitaceae. The record is from RefSeq and is a predicted model, not a curated record.
UUGGUUAGAAGUUAGAGGAAGGCCUUUUAAUUUCCCCAAAAGAGUGUCCCCCAAUGGGGCAACCACCAUAAUGGGUUUCUCCAGAGUUGGAGAAUUUUCAUUUGUAAUUUUCUUCAGCAGAUAUUCAUAUUCUAUCUCCCAUUUUCUUGUGGGCACAGAGAGAGAGAAAUCAUCCCUCUGCUUUUGCGUUGCUGCGAGUUACGAGGAAGAAGAAGAAGCAGAGUUCAAUGGGGGAGGAGAUGGAGCAACUGCUGAAUAUGGGGUUUCCCGACGAGCUGGCGGCGCAAGCCUUGGCCGCCACCGGCGGCAAAUCCACUCUCAAAGCUACCGAAUGGAUUCUCAAUCAUAAAUCCUCUUCUUCUUCUUCUCCUCCUUCCUCCAAACCCAAUCCUAAUCUCCCCCUUCCUCAACCCAACCUCCAGCCCAAACUCGAUCGGCCUCGCACCGUGGACGGUGUUCUAGGGCAAGAUCACCUUCUCGCGAAGAAUUCCAUCCUUCGUUCUGCUCUGGAAUGUAAUCGAUUGCCGUCGAUUAUCCUUUGGGGGCCGCCUGGUACAGGUAAGACCUCGAUUGCGAAAGCUAUUGUAGGUUCCGCUUCUUCCUCUCAGUCUUUUCGUUUCGUUUCCUUGUCUGCUGUGACUUCCGGCGUCAAGGACGUUAGGGAUUGUGUUGAGGAAGCUAGAAAAAUUAGAAUCAAGAACAAUAAGAGGACUGUUUUGUUUUUGGAUGAGGUUCACAGGUUCAAUAAAUCCCAACAGGACUCCUUUUUGCCUGUCAUUGAAGAUGGAAGCAUCAUCUUCUUGGGGGCCACUACCGAGAACCCUUCCUUCCAUUUGAUCACUCCAUUGUUGUCUAGGUGCAGGGUUCUUACUCUUAACCCCUUGAAGCCCCACCAUGUUUCCAUGAUUCUGAAACGAGCUGUGGAUGAUUCUGAGAAGGGAUUGGCUCGGACUGUGACCAUGGCUGUUCAGGUUGGGGAGGAAGCUAUUGAAUUCUUAGCUGCUAAUUGUGAUGGUGAUGCCAGGACUGCUUUGAAUGCAUUGGAGAUCUCUGCUAUCACUGCAGCUGCCCGGUCCAGCCCCGCCCACAUCGAUGAUUGCAAUCAAGAAGAUGCCAAUGGCGAUACUACUACUGUGACGAAUCGGGGAGACGCAUCUUCGUCGUCGUCGUCCGGGGCCGUUGUUACUCUGGAUGAUGUGAAGGAGGCUCUUCAAUGUAAGCAUCUUGCCUACGACAAGGCAGGGGAAGAGCACUACAAUCUCAUUAGUGCACUUCACAAGUCCAUGAGAGGAAGUGACGCAGAUGCCUCAAUUUACUGGUUGGCAAGAAUGUUGGAAGGUGGAGAACAGCCUCUGUAUAUAGCUAGGAGACUCGUAAGAUUUGCGAGUGAGGACGUCGGGUUAGCCGAUCCCUCAGCUCUCAACCAGGCUGUUUCUUGCUAUCAAGCCUGCCAUUUCAUAGGCAUGCCCGAGUGCAACGUCGUUCUGGCGCAAUGCGUCGCAUACUUAGCACUCGCUCCGAAGUCGGUGGCGGUGUACCGGGCCAUGGGAGUUGCAGAGAAGGCAGUGAGAGAAUCAGUUGGGCAGAACGAGGGCGUUCCUCUUCAUCUGAGGAAUGCUCCAACAAAGCUGAUGAAGGAAGUUGGAUAUGGGAAGGGCUAUAUUUACACUCCAGACGAUCCCACUGCAACUCAGAGCUAUCUUCCUCCAUCUCUUCAAGGCCAUAAAUUUCUCAAAUGGCCAGAGCCACAAGAUAAUACACAAAAUUGACCACUUUAGAGUAUGUAACUGUAACUUUGCUGGUGAUACUCUUAUUCCUUUUGGGGCUUUACUAUUCUCUUUAAUGUGGAGUUUUUGGGACCUUUUGUUUUUGACAUUUUCUUCGUUGGGUCCUUUUACCAUUACAUUAAUGCGGAUGUUUGUUGAAUGUGAUGAUGAUGAAUUCU